Molecule: messenger RNA, 2400 nt
Organism: Adineta ricciae
Lineage: Eukaryota; Metazoa; Rotifera; Eurotatoria; Adinetida; Adinetidae
Source: the annotation of a GenBank genome assembly
AUGUCAACAUUUGGUACCGUUCGCCAUUCCUCAACUAACUUAAGUGCACAAAUGAAAAAACUCGUUGACUCCAAACAAUUUCGACAUGCUCUCGACAUUUUCGAUCAACAGUCGCGCGUUGCUGAUGAUUUGGCCUUGAACAUGGCACUGAAAGCAUGCAGCAAUUUGCAAGACUAUCGACGUGGACUUAGAAUCGUUCGACAACUCUCACCCAAAUCGCUCAACAAUUCCUUCAUUCAAACAUCACUUGUUCAAUUAUACGUAAAAUCUGGUGACUUGCAGAGUGCAAUCGGUUUAUUUAACUCAAUUCAGGUGAAGACGAAUCCACUGUACAUAACGUUCUUCAAAGGACUGAUAUCGAUGAAGAAAUCGAACGAAGUGUUGAACUUGUAUGAACAGGUGAAGAUGAAAUUGGAAGAAGGUACAUUUGUGAUGGUAUCAAAGGCAUGUUCAAAAGUCUGUGAUGAUCGAGCUAAGAGGAUUGGAAAAGAAUUACUGGGUAAUUUACCGGAAGAUUUGAAAUACUCUGAAAAGGUGAUGAACUCGAUAAUCGUGAUGUUGAUGAAAUUCGGAAAUGUCAGUCAAGCUGAAGAGAUCUUCCAUACGAUGAAACACAAAACUAUCUACACUUAUGGUGCAAUGAUGAGUGGUUAUAAUCACAAUCAGAUGUUUGAAAAAGCACUGGAUUUAUUUCAUAAAAUGGAUCUGUCUCCCAAUGAAAACAUACUAACCAUGAUCUUCGACACAUGCACACAUCUAUUCAAUGAUCGAGCGUUACAAACAGGAAAACAACUUCUGCACGACAUGAACAAAUCCUAUUAUAACGAUGAGAUUCUCAUGACAUCAGCUAUUCAUAUGUUGAUGAAAUUCGGUCUGGUCAACGAUGCUGAACGUUUGUUUCGUCAAGUCAAAACAAAAAGUGCGCGCACUUAUCAUGCAAUGAUCAAUGGAUACAGUGAAACGAACGAAUUUGACAAGUGUUUCCAGCUAUUUGAUCAAAUGAAAACUGUUCAGAUUGUCCCAGAUGAAGUCGUGUUUCUUUCAAUGAUUGGGGUUUGUGCAAAAACUGGUAUACGGUCAAUAUGUCAGUCAAUCGUUGAUCAAAUACCUUCGCAUCUGAAAACUAGUAAAAAUAUUCACACUAUUUUGAUUUCGAUGUGGGUAAGUGUUGUUUGUCCAGUAGAAAACAUCGUUGUAGUGACAACUGAAGAAAGAAUGUUUGNGAAAACUGUUCAGAUUGUCCCAGAUGAAGUCGUGUUUCUUUCAAUGAUUGGGGUUUGUGCAAAAACUGGUAUACGGUCAAUAUGUCAGUCAAUCGUUGAUCAAAUACCUUCGCAUCUGAAAACUAGUAAAAAUAUUCACACUAUUUUGAUUUCGAUGUGGGGUAAAAGUAGUUCGAUAGAAAAAAGUAAGGAAAUAUUUGAAUCAGUGAGCGAUCCAGAUAUUGUCGCAUAUAGCUCAAUGAUAAAUGCAUAUGGUUUGAACGGCAUGGGUGUUGAGGCUGUGGAAUUGUAUAGAAGAAUUCCUCUUGGCAUGCGCGACGAAGUGUCUCAUGUGUGCACGCUGAAUGCGUGUUCUCAUGCCGGUUUGUUAAAUGAAUGUCGUCAAAUAUUCGAUCAGAUACCUCACAAAACAUCAAAGAUUGUCACCACAAUGGUUGAUUGUUUGAGUCGUUUGGCAAUAUUUGAUGAAGCAGAAUCAACCAUCGAAGAUUAUGAAAAGACAAAUCCACCUUCGUCCGCUAUGUACACGGCAUUAUUGUCUGGAGCACGCAAUGUCCGUGAUUCGAAUCUGUCAGAUCGUGUCUACAAGAAGAUGCAACAAUUGUUCCCUGGCGAGAAAGACACGCUAGUUGCUGGUUCCAUUCUCUUGUCAAAUAUUUAUUCGUCGAUCGGUGAUCAUCAUCGUGCAGAAGAUAUCCGAGUCCAUAGAAUCAAACAGUUUGGACACAAUGUGAACGUUGGCUUAUCUUGGACUUCGGUGAACAAUAAACUGGUGCAAUUCAAAGCUCAUGAUCAUUCUCAUCCUCAAUCAAAGGAGAUCUAUGAAGAGUUACAACGUUUAUCGUGUGAGCUUCGUGAACAUGGUCAUACAUUCGACAGUAGUUGGAUCACUCGUCCGAUAAACGAUGAGGAAACAGUGGAAAGUGUGUUGUGUGGACAUAGUGAGAAAUUGGCGAUCGCAUUCAACUUCAUUCAACAGCCACCUCCUUCCCCGAUCCAAAUCAGCAAAAAUCUUCGUAUUUGUGGUGAUUGUCAUGCUGUGACAAAACUCAUAUCGAAACUUCGUCAAUGUGAAAUCAUCAUCCGAGAUGCAAAUCGAAUUCAUCAUUUCUCCAAUGGUGAAUGCUCAUCUACACUCCGAUUGAAAACGUUCUCUGUGGCACUCUCAACACUGUGA